GCUCCAGUCCUCAGAGCAGCAGGCGCCUCAGUCAGCGCAGCUCUCUCCUGCCGCCUCGGAGGGAUUGGAGCUGGACACACUUUCUUGGAUGUAUCUUCAUCUCGCCAAGAUGAGACUUAUUUUUGUUGCAGUUGCGGUUGCGGCUUUGCUGGCAGAAAAUCUAGCGCUUCCAGUGGGAAAAGAAGGACAGAGAGAAGAUGUGGUUACACGCUGUUUGGUCGAAGUCCUCUCCAAAGCUCUCUCCAAACCGGACUCCCAGCUGGACCAGGAAUGCAAAGACAUUCUCCAAGCAGGGAUCAAACAUGCCCCGCUGGACAAGAAGAGCGGGGAGGGGAUUGUAGUUCAUGAAGAGGCGGUCAAAGGUCAUGCUGAGCAGCCUGAGGCAAAGGGAGCAGACGUAAAAGACAUCGAGGCACUUCUGAAAUCCGUCGAGGAAAAAAGAGAAACCUCAGAGGACGAACGCAGCCAAGAGUCCUGGAAUCUGGGUGACGAAAAGGAGAAGAGACACGAGAAUGAAGUAGAAGAAGAACGGGAGAAGAGGAGCAGCUGGAGGCCCAGAUAUCACCAAAAGAAACACAAACGGGGAGAGGAAGAAGAAGACAACGAGCGCAGUCAGGAGAGUUGGGCGUCCAUAGAGAAGAGAUCAGAAGAGGAAGGUGACGAGAGAGAGAAGAGGAACUGGAGACCUGGAAGAUACCACCAAAGAAAACACAAAAGAGACGAGGAACCUUUAGGGGAGGAGAGGGAGGAGCCAGAAGAAGAACGCAGCCAAGAGUACUGGGACUUCGAUACUGGAAGAGAUAAGAGAGAAUGGAGGGCCGGCAGGUACCACCAGAGGAGACACAAGCGUGAUGAGGAGCUCUCGGAGGAGGAAAGAGAAGAGCCAGACGAGGAACGCAGCCAGGAUUCCUGGGGCAUUGACAAAAGGCACGGUGACGAGGAUGAGGAGGAGAGAUCCAAGCGCAUAUGGAAGCCCACACAUCGCUACCACCACAAGAAGAAGUUCCACAAACGUGGUGACGAACCAUCAGAGGAGUACGAAGAUGGCGAGCGCAGCCAGGAAUCCUGGGGUGUUGACAAGAGAGAGUGGAGGGCCGGAAGGCACCACCAGAGGAGACACAAGCGUGACGAGGAGCUCUCCGAGGAAGCCAGGGAAGAACCUGAUGAAGAACGCAGCCAGGAAUACUGGGACUUUGACACCGGAAGAGAUAAGAGAGAAUGGAGGGCCGGAAGGCACCACCAGAGGAGACACAAGCGUGAUGAGGAGCUCUCAGAGGAGGAAAGAGAAGAGCCUGACGAGGAACGCAGCCAGGAGUCCUGGGGCCUCAACAAAAGACACGGACAGGACGAUGAGGAAAUAGAAAAGCGCAUAUGGAAACCAACACACCGAUACCACCAUAAAAAGAAAUACCACAAGCGUGGCGGGGGCUCAUCAGAAGAAGACGAAGAGCAGAGAAGUGAUUCAGAGGAAUACGAAGAACCAGCAAAGGACGGGGAUGAAGCAAUUAGGUAUCUGGCAGAGAAGCGCAAUCCCUGGAUUUUCAGAGGUUUCUACCAUCCUGCAUGGUACAAAAGGGAUUCAGACGGGCACGCUGCAACCUCAAACAAGAUGGACGAACUGGCCAAGUUGCUGAGCUACAAGAUAAACCAGCUGUCCAGCCACUCUAAUCAAGAGGAGCCAAAGAAGAUUGUGCACCAGAGAGCACUUACCCCGCAGGAGGAGAAAGAGCUGGAAAACCUGGCAGCGAUGGAUGCAGAGUUGCAGAAAAUCGCCACCAAACUGCAUGACAACAGUGCAUAACCCAGCACGGACACCAUUUCAAGACACUGUCAGUGGAUAAAGCUGCUGUCUUACUAUAUGUCAGCCAAUUUAAUGUGCUUACAGUGUUAAAAAAAAACAAAAAAAAUGACCGGAGCCUUGCUGAAAACAUUUUAUCAACUUGUUUAUGAUCGUAUUUGUGAUAUUUUGGUGUUAUCGAAUUAAGCCGCAUGGGAAUGGUUUUGAUGUUUAUAUAGAAAAUAUGAGAUUAUAAUAUAUAUAUAUAUAAUGAGAUAAAUUAUUAAAACUGUGUUCUGAAGAAUUCUGCACUCAAUAAAAGAAGUUAUUCUGGGACCAAG
This is a messenger RNA of Epinephelus lanceolatus (giant grouper), 2118 nucleotides long. RefSeq names its product chromogranin B (gene chgb). The record is from RefSeq and is a predicted model, not a curated record. Lineage: Eukaryota; Metazoa; Chordata; Actinopteri; Perciformes; Serranidae. Gene Ontology annotation, cellular component: secretory granule.